AUGAGUUCCCCACCUUUGGGCCCUAUCAAAGGUCCACCAACCUCUCCCAGACCCGAUGAUUCCAAAAGAAGAAGCACUCGCCUUUUGAGUCCUGAUAGAGCCCUCGAGAGCGUGGAUCUCUCCACCGAUGUUGACCCCACAUCUUUUAUCCGCGCUUCCAAAAGAACGUCCUCAUCAUCGAACGACCUACUUUACGAAAGAGAUAGGUUUAGAGCAAGAUUGCAGAACCUCAACACCUCGCAUGAGGCUUCCAGUGAAGUAGAAACCGACAGCAGAGUUCCUUCCUCCACAAACAUCCUGAACAUGUCUGACGCCGCCUCCUGCGAUGUGUGUGAUGAGAUUGGACUGAAAACUACCAAGCUCAACUUUAGAAGUCGUGAAGACAUCCCCUUAGUAUUACAUGAUAAGCUAGACGACCUCCCGGACUCAUUCAUCACAUCUCCCAAAUUGAAGGAAUCAUUUGGACUUGUCAUCAAAUCGUUGUCAUUAGCACAGUUGCAGCUAGUAUUUGCAUGGUAUUUCAAUCAACCUUUGCCUCCAACCAAGAAAAUGUUCCCCUGGUUGCAUGGGUUGAACAAAGAUAACUUUGCCCAAAAACAGUUCUUUUUGUACCAACAGCAACAACUUCUUAUGUCACAACAAUCGCUGGACCUGUUGUAUUUCAACCUCGAGAAGCCAGAGAAUAUAAGGUUCUUGAUGUGCAUCAACGCAGAAGAAUAUAAUCACGAGAGUCAAAAUUCAGUUGUAUUCAACAACAACUUAAAGAAUAAUAACGCUUUAUUUUUAGACACCAAAGAAAAACUUCCUCCUAUUUUGAAGAAUACUUUAAAGUUGAAUGAGAUUCUCCGUCAGAUCGAUGUUUCGAGGUUUGAGAUUGCUCUGAUCAUAUCUGACAUUUUCAAGAAAGCAUUUGACAAAGAGAUACCUGAUGAUCUAAUGGAAGUAUUCAAACAGGACUGCAUACGCAUUAAUCACUUACCUAUCUUUUUAGAUUUAGACCCCGACAGAGGUGUGUCAUUAAGAAAUUUUCAUAUCCAGGUGGCAAAGCUUGCUACCUGUUCUGAUUUUUUGGUUUAUGGACCAUCUUCUCCAACUAUGGAAAGCUGUGCAAGAGUAUUAUGGUUGGCUCAGCGUUAUGAACUUGCUCUUAACAAGCGUUCAAGCCAUUAUAACGUUUUUAUUUCAAAUGACAGUCUUGACACCUUAGUGAACGAUUCUACGAAUCAGCCAACAAGUCUCUCCAGAACGGAAUCUAAGCUAGUGUUCGAUAUACAUGAGCAUGAAACUAGCAGCUUGGAAAGUGGUGUAUCUCACAUCUUACCUACAUCUGAUAUACUUUGGAACAAUGAUUAUCAAAUUAAGGAGAAGAUUGAAACUACUAGGAUGUCAUCAGCAACUAGUAUCACCAGAAAUGUAUGGAUUGGAAAUUACUGGGAUUAUCAGAUAAUGAUGACAUAUCUAAUGGAACACAAUACUUCAUAUCUCAAACAUUAUUCUACACAACAUCUUUCUUUCAACAGCUUGAAAUUACGCAAUUUAUACUGUGAACCAAAGAAUUCUAUUGUGACGAACCUUUUGAAGAAAUCUGAGAACGGCUCUUUACUAGAUUAUUUAUCAUUGCCCAAAGCAAACUGGAGACUUUUUGUAUUUUGCCACAGCGGGGGUUCAUUUCCAGAUUUGAUGACUUUAUCCACGUUGCUUUUCAAAUACAGUCUUUCAUCUCACCGUAUAGAGGAAGAUUCGGAUGAUGAUCCUGACUUUACUGUCUUAGAAUUUCCACCUUCGGGAUCCAUUGGAAUUGGUGACUGUUCAAAGGACAACUUAAUUUCAAUAGUGAACACUUGUAAGUUGAUCUAUCUUUAUUCAUCAUCUACAAGUGAAGACUCGGAUGUUUUGAGUACAUUGAUCUAUUGUUCGGAUGGAUAUACUGAACUGUCCUUAUUGGUGUUGUGCUACGUCAUGUAUUCACAGAAUGUUUCGCUUCAAGAUGCCAUGUUAAAAUUACAUCUUGAUUACGGAAGACCUUUCUAUAUAUUCAACAGUGAUGUGACCAUAUUAAAGAAGUUGUCAAUAUUACUAAGAAAGUUCAGUCCUGCCAAUCCUGAGAACAAAAACAAAAUAGAGUGGCUGAGUUUGGAGUCCUUGACCAAUAUAGAGAUCAAUGAGAUCUUGCUAUCUAAUCCCGGAGUGAAACCGAAUAAGAAUGUCAGACUAGGGUACAUUGCCAAUGAUGAUGAUGAUUCGUCUUCAUCAUCAGAUGAGUCUGACUCUGACUUGGAAUUUGCUCCACUUAUAGACUGGGUUAGUGAAGUUGAGGGGUCAAUUCCUUCACGAAUCUUGCCAUAUCUUUACCUUGGUUCGUUGAAACAUGCAAAUUCUCUUCCGUUGUUAAACAAGGUUGGUAUCAAGAAGAUUAUCUCUGUUGGUGAGCAAUUAGAUUGGUUGAACGGAUACAAGUUUCGUGCCAAUCAUGACAUUGAAGUCCAAGAGAUUAAUGAUGGUAAUAUUCAGUUGUAUACUAUCAAACCCAAAAAAGAUUUGGGAGCCAACCACCCUCACAAGUGCAGCAUUGAAUCGGUGAUGAAGGUGAACAAUUUGCAAGAUGAUGGGAUUGACGAGCUCACGAGGUCUCUUCCUAACAUGCUCCAGUAUAUUGAUGACGAGUACGUCAAGACUGAUGGCAACACCAAGAUCUUAAUCCACUGUCGUGUCGGGGUCAGUAGGUCUGCCACAGUGGUGAUUUCGGAAACUAUGCGGAGGCUCGGGCUUUCGCUUCCCGACGCCUAUCUCUACGUUCGUGUCAGACGGUUGAACAUCAUCAUCCAGCCCAACCUUCGGUUCAUGUACGAGUUGUUCAAGUGGGAAGAGGCGCAAAAGGAGAAGCGCGACCACCAGCAGGGCCAUUUGCGAGAGAUCGACUGGUUCAUGAUGUGUCGGGAGAUCAUGAAGUUGAAUAUCCCGUACUUGAACAACUAG
This is a messenger RNA of Suhomyces tanzawaensis NRRL Y-17324, 2976 nucleotides long. Its product is annotated as tyrosine/serine/threonine protein phosphatase. Lineage: Eukaryota; Fungi; Ascomycota; Pichiomycetes; Serinales; Debaryomycetaceae. The transcript is spliced from 2 exons. The record is from RefSeq and is a predicted model, not a curated record. Bases 1 to 2976 code for a protein of 991 amino acids. Gene Ontology annotation, biological process: protein dephosphorylation; nuclear DNA replication. Gene Ontology annotation, molecular function: protein tyrosine/serine/threonine phosphatase activity.